AUCAGAGUUCUACUUGUGGGCAAAUGCGGAAGUGGAAAGAGUUCAGUGGGGAAUCAACUGAUUGGAAGUAAAGUUUUUACAGUGAGCAAUACCGAUGGAACACAACAGAGCCAGUUAGCAAGACGUACACUAGAAGAUGGUAGAGAACUUGUUAUAGUUGAUACACCAGGUUAUUAUAAUAUUCGCCUGACAGAAGAGGAAACUCAGAAAGAAAUUGAUAGAGGAAUGGAGUUACUUGCCCCUGGUCCACAUUGUGUUAUCUUUGUCUUUAGUUUAUCGGAGAGGGUAACUGGUGAUGACAUCAAGAGAAUUGAAAACUUUCAGAGUGUAUUCGAUAUGUAUCUCAACAAACAUGUCCUUGUAGUGUUUACUGGUAUGGAUAAUUUGAAAGACAAAGGUCAGACACUGGAUGAGUAUAUACAA
Messenger RNA from Lottia gigantea (owl limpet), 423 nucleotides. RefSeq lists its product as hypothetical. Lineage: Eukaryota; Metazoa; Mollusca; Gastropoda; Lottiidae. The annotation marks the transcript as partial. The record is from RefSeq and is a predicted model, not a curated record. The transcript has a single exon. Gene Ontology annotation, molecular function: GTP binding.